Molecule: messenger RNA, 11134 nt
Organism: Nycticebus coucang (slow loris)
Lineage: Eukaryota; Metazoa; Chordata; Mammalia; Primates; Lorisidae
Gene: PKDREJ
Product: polycystin family receptor for egg jelly
Exons: 2
Coding region: 2561-9487 (2308 amino acids)
Biological process (GO): detection of mechanical stimulus
Cellular component (GO): membrane
Molecular function (GO): protein binding; calcium channel activity
Source: RefSeq, a predicted model, not a curated record
UUUUGUGCAUCACAGGCUUUUAGUAUUAAUUUUUAUUUUCAAAAGUAUUGCAUUAACAUUUUACUUGUAUUAUAUGAGAGCUGAAACUCUUAUAAGAAAACACAGGGGGGAAAUCUUCCUGACCUCAGAUUUGCUGAUGGAUUCUCAGAUAUAACACCAAAAGGACAAACAAUCACGACAACAUAGAUAAAUUGGACUUCUUCAAAAUUAAAAGCUUUUCUACAUUAAAGGACGCUAUCAGGAAACUCCAGAACUGUAGUAAAUAUUCACAAAUUAUGUAUUGUAUAAGAGUCUAGCAUCCAGAAUAUAUAAGGAAUUUUAGAAUGGGGAGAAUUUUAGGCUAGGCAUGGUGGCUCACCUUCAGCAACACAGCAAGACCCUGUCUCUACAAAAAAACAAACACAUAGCUCAAAAGCCCAAUUUAAAAAUGAGCAAAAGGGGCGCCCGUAGCCCAGUGGUUAGGGCGCUGGCCACAUGCUCCAUGGCUGGUGGGUUCGAACCCGGUCCAGGGCCUGCUAAACAAACAAACAAAAAUAGCUGGGUGUUGUGGUGGGCACCUAUAGUCCCAGUUACGUGGGAGGCUGAGGCAAGAGAAUCGCUUGAGCCCAAGAGUUUGAGGUUGCUGUGGGCUGUGACACCACAGCACUCUACUGAGGGUGACAUAGUGAGACUCUGUCUCAAUAAAAAUAAAUAAAUAAAUGAAAAUAAAAAUGAGCAAAAAAUUUGAAUUGACAUUUCUCUAAAGAAGACAUAUGCUUAGCAUGAUGCUGUGAAGGUUCGUUUGUACUGUUAAGUGAAAAAAGCCAGACAUCAAUGGGAGACAAAUCCUCACAAGACAAAGUAGGCAGUUGGGGGCUGGAGGAGAAGGGAAUGGGAGUGAGUGAGGAUGGGUCUCGGGCUUCCUUUCAGGGUAAUGAAAAUGUUUUGGAACCAGCUGGGGGAGCAAUGGCUCAUGCCUGUAAUCCUCACACUCCGGGAGGCCCAGACAGAUGGAUUGCUUGAGCUCAGGAGUUCCAGACGAUCUUGAGCAAGAGCAAGACCCCAUCUCUAAAAAUUGUUGGGCAUUACGGUGGGUGCCUAUAAUCCCAGCUACUCAGAAGGCUGAGACAAGAGGAUUGCUCAAGCCCAAGAGUUUGAGGUUGCUGUGACCUAUGAUGCCAUAACACUCAACCCUAGAGCUAUUGAAUGAGAGACUCUGUCUCAAAAAAAAAGAAAGACAAUGCGAUGUUUGCAAAACAUCAUGAACAUACUUAAUUCCACUGAUUUGUACACUUUUAAAUGGUUACUUUUGGGGCCUGGCAUGGUGUCUCACACCUGUAAUCUCAGCACUUGGGAGGGCAAGGCAGGGGUAUUGCCUGAGCUCACCAGUUCGAGACCAGCCUGAGCUAAAGCGAGACCCUAUCUCUAGAAAUAGUUGGGCACUGUGGUGGAAGCCUAUAGUCCCAGCUACUAGGGAGACUAAAGCAGGAGACUCACUUAAGCCCAGGAGUUUUAGGUUACUUUUAUGUUAACUUUAUCCCAAUCAAGAAAUUUGUCUUAAUAAGUUUUUGGUGCCCCUCACCUUUAAGUUUUGCACCUGAGGUAAUGCCUCCCUGCCCCCCUACCCAGUGUAAACUGGGGCCUUGGUAGAAGAAUUUGGCAACAUCCUCCUGGAAAAAGUGAAGAUGCCCAGACCCCAAGUUUCAAACAUUCCACUCCUGCAUGAUCAGGAGGCCCCAAAAGGUCAAGAACAAAACUGUGUGUGGCCAAGAAGCCUCUCACACAACCCAGGCUGGAGCUCAGUCACCCUACCUAGCACUUUCUCCAGGGUACAAGAAGAUGGCAGGGUGAAGGCUGGAGGGAAAUGCCUUUGGAGACCAUCGCAGGUGCAGGAACAACGCGGCAUUUUCUCUCCCUUUCCCUCACCCCUGCUUAGAGGCAAGGCCUUCCCUAGGCCCCCUGACCUAUGUCCCUGGGGGCCUGGGGCCAGGAGCUGGUGUCGGCUGGCAGGGCUCUGUGAGGGUGGGGAGUUGGGGGCACACUGUGGCUGGUCAGGUUGCCUUUCCUCUGCCUGAGGUGUGGCCUUACUGGAGGGAAGAGAGAACCAGGGGGGCAAGGCAGCAGGCUUUUCCCCAAAACCUGUAUCGAAUGGGCUGAAAACCUACAAACCUAGGCUGAAGGUUGUCCACAGAAUCCCUGCCUAAGUGAGGGGCCAGAGAUGACAGCCCUAUGGUGAAAACGUCAGAGGCGACACUGUAGAGCCACAUGCCCUCCAGGACAGCCAGCCUUGCAGACAAGCGCAGUCAGACGCUAGCCAGCAGCGACGCUACCCUCAUCGAGCAAUCCCUGCUGCCGGGCCGUGGGGGACCGAGGAGUGGGGACCCCUCCCUGAAGCCUCACUAGCCCCCACCGCCCCGUCCCAGCUGCUCCCUGGACCUCGCUGUAGCUGAGACCCUCUGCCCCGUGACCCUCGAUGCCGCAUACCCGGCUGUCCCCGUGAGCCCCGCCAUCCCGGCUGCUCUCGCGACCCCGCGGCAGUUGGGCCCGCCCAGGGCUCUCCCAGCUCCUCCGGGCGGGCGCCAUGCGGCCUGGGUCCGCGCUCCUCCUCCUCCUGGGCCUGAGCCUAGGCCUCCUCCCGCCUCCCGCGGCUCCUCGCUGGGCCCCGGCCGCCGUCCCCGGACCGUCGGCCUCGCCGUCCGGCGGCCUCUACAGGAGCGCUCCGGGCUCCGGAGAGCGCGGCGACCGCCCCGGCCUCAUCCUGCGGCCCCGCGCGGCCCGGGACGGCGGCGUCCUGUGGAGCGGCAGCCGCUACCUGUGCUUCCUCCGCGACGGGGCCGGCCGAGCGGGCGGCGUGCGGCCCGUGUCCCCGCGGCCCCGGGGCCGGUACUGCCUGGGCGUGCGCGUCCUGCUCCGCGGCCAGCCGGGCCCCGCCGCGCCCACGCGUGUGGACCUGCGCGUCCGGGCGCCCCGCGGCCGCCUCUCGCUGGCCUGGUCCGCCCGCCUGCCGCAGCCGCUCGGGGCCUUGGCCUGGACCUUCCAACUCCGGCUGUUUGGGCCUGGGGCAGCCAGGACGGCGCGCGACGCGCCCUCCACCGCGCGCCUCUCCCCGCGCUCCGCCCCGCUCGCCGACCCGCGCCCCCACACCGGCUUCGUGGCGCAGACCCAGUGCCCCACGGACGGACCCACGCCCAUCGUUCUGGAAGCGGCCGGCUCGCCCAGCGACACAGCCGUGCAGUCUUCCGUGUCCUGCCAGCUGUACCGCUGCACCAUCCAGAAGGUGAAGAUCAAUACCAACCACGAGGGGGUGCCUGUGGUUCUGGGGUGGAAGGAGUCGGCCACCAUCAACGUCACCAUUCUGCACGACUGCAUGUUCUUCCUGUCCAUGCAUCAGUACUGGCAAUUCUACUCCGUGCCCUCCGUGAACGAUACGCCCAACUGGACUCACCCUUUGCAUCUGCCACAAAUCAAGAUAAUGAGGAAUCCGUUAAUUAUACACAUCCCCAAAUCUUCUUUACCUCUGGGUGUGUAUAUGAUUAAUUUCACGUUGAUCAUCAACACAAGGAAUAAAAAAAUGCCUGUCCUAGAAGACUCAGAUGCCAUCUACCUCUGCGUUGUCAGACGUCCCCUGAGGGCCAUCAUUCUCGGAGAUGCCAAGGAAACGGUGAGCUUCACAGAUCAGCUGGUUCUGGACGGAUCGACAUCGUCUGACCCAGAGGCUGACGACCCACAAGAGGGACUCCGGUUUUCUUGGCACUGUACUACAAAUCCACAAAACUACCGCGAAGACCAAAUAGCAGUAAUGAGCAAGGAAGUCUGUCUCCCGGAGCAGGCCAAUCUCAAGUGGCCAGGGACCCCUGGCCCUGUGCUAACACUUUCGCCAGAAACACUUAAAGGAGGCCACGUGUAUUUUUUCAGAUUGGUGGUACACAAAGGUCACAAAACCGCAUUUUCUGAUAAAACAGUACAAGUGCUCCAAGGACCUACAGCUGUUGCACAAAUUUCAUGCAUCGAGAAUUGUGAUAGAAAUUUAAUUUCAUCAGAUAGAUUUUCUUUGUUUUUAAAUUGCACCAAUUGUGCAAGUCGCGAUUCCUACAAAUGGUCCAUUGUUUCUUCUUCAGGUAGUGAAAUGCUGUUUGAUUGGAUGGCACAAACGGUGACAGGAAGGAAUAGCACUUAUCUGUCUGUAAAAGCAUUCGCUUUUAGUCAUUUUCCGGAAGCUGAGUUUUCAGUUUCUCUCCAUGUAGCGAGUUGGAGUGGAGCUAGCUCAGUCUUCAGGCAUGACAUCAUUAUUAACCAUGGCCCGCAAAUUGGAGAAUGCAAGAUUAAUCCGACAAAAGGAGUUGCACUAUUCACUAAAUUUGUUGUCCAGUGUAGUAAUUUUAAGGAUAAUCACAUCCCUCUUACAUAUAAAAUAAUUGUUUCUUAUCUCCACAGUCUUGGUGAAAUCAGUUCAGUAAAAGAGAAUACCUUAGGGGCGAUCCUGUAUUUGGGCAGUGAAUCCACAGCACCCCCUUCCUUUCUUCCUGUCGGUGUGUUGGCUAAUCAUUAUGCCACGAAAAUAUACGCUCAGGUUUAUGACUCUCUGGGUGCUUUUUCUCAGGUGACUUUGUAUGCCACUGUGCAGGCACCUACUGACAAGACGUCAUCAAAGACUGUGCUGCGUCAGUUAUUCAAUCUCACCAGGGGGCCAAAUUCACUGCUGUCCACUUUGCUUCAAAAGCAGAACUUCUUACCUGCAGGUUACUUAAUGUAUAUAUUAGCUUCCAUUUUGAAUAACAUGAAAGCUGAAUCACCUCUCGAACGUGACAAACUCAGUCUCCGAGAACACCUCAUCAAUCAGUCUUACCUUCUUCCCCUGAGCACUUUGGUGAGCAUCAGCCAGGCAGUGACGACUAUAACCAAAUUAACCCAGAAACCCUCUGAACUUACUGGAGCUGCUCAGAGACACGGCACAGUGAGGAUGUGGCAAGCAAGUCAAGGCCUGCAAGAGUAUCGACGAGACGAUAAACACUUUAGAUCCGAACAAAUAGAAAUCGUAAGCACUGGACUAUUAACAAGUUUGUCUAACAUCCUUAAACUAACUGAUCGUCAUGAAAUAGUUAAAGAUCCUUUCUAUGUAAUAGAAUCUCUGUCAGACACAAUAUUGGCUAGCAAAGUACCAGGAAAUGAAACCACGGUCAUGAGAACCCCCAACUUUAACAUGUAUGUCAACAAAGCUGAAAAACGGGAGGUUACCCAGAUCUUCAGAAACCAGAAACACUGCCGAAACUGUUUCUAUCCAACACUCAAUGUGAGCAGCAUUCCCCAACUGCCUGCAAAUGCUCCAGUGUCUACAAUGUUUUGUGAGUUUGCAGAGGACCCCUUUCCUUGGUUAAGUGACCAAGAAAAUGCUUCAGUAAAAGUGGUUGGCUUCAGGAUGACCGGAGAACACAACAGUACCGUGAUAGAGAUCACACCCGAUGUGGUGGAAGUGUCCCUUUUCAGGAAAAACUUGACCUUUGCGAUUUUUAAUCUCACAGUGGGACCCAACAAGGAGGUGGAUGGGGCCUUGAAGAAGACGGUUGGGGCCUUUAGCUUUGAAGUGGACACCAGCGAACUGAGGGAGGUGAUGGUCCACAUCGUGACUCAAGUGACUGUGUUUUUCAAGGUGUUGGUGUACGCAGGCAGUCAGAUCACCUCCGCAGCUCUGGUCGCCAGCUUCCUUGUGCCUCAUGACAUCCCUCCAGUCGCCAGCCAGAGUGUCCCGUUCGACCCAGCCUGCCCAGUGAAGCAAGCCCGCGUGGUGUGCCUCUCACUGUCUCUGCUGCAGCUCAUAGCUCAGCGUAGCCGCUCGUCCCAGUGUACCGUGUCUGUGGUGCUGCAGGCACCUCGUUUCCUCCUAGAGCCCACUGACAAGCUAGUGAGGAUUUCUCUUUUCAGCAUUCAAUGCUUGGACAUGUACGGGAUCCAGGGUGAGUGGAGGGAAGACUACUGCGUUCCCGGUGAAAAGACCACCUUGGACGAGGUACACUGUAUCUGCAGGUGGCCAGCGAGGGCCAAGCGGCAGGCAGACACGUUCCAGCUAUCCGACCUCCCCCUGCAUACCCGCUAUGUGAUGGCCAGGGUGAUUGUGCUCCCCAACCAUGUGGAUCUGCGGCUAAUGGUCAUCAAGAACGUUUACCAGAACCCCGUGACCCUCAUCACUGUGCUUUUUAUUAUAUUCUUGUACAUGGUCCUGGCUUUCUGGGCCCUGCACAGGGAUGAAAUGGACCGGUUUCUCCGGGGACAUGCGAUAGUUCUACCCGAUAAUGAUCCUUAUGAUGACAUGUGCUACUUGGUCACUGUUUUUACAGGAAGUCGUUGCAGGGCUGGGACCAAGGCUGAUGUCUUUGUGCAGCUUCAGGGUACAGCAAGUACCAGUGAUGUGCACUGUUUAAGCCACCCUCAAUUUACAACUCUCUACCGGGGAAGCAUUAGCACUUUCCUCCUGACAACAAAAAGUGACUUGGGAGACGUCCAUUCCAUCCGUGUGUGGCAUAACAACGAAGGCAAAGCGCCUAAUUGGUAUUUAAGUCGAAUCAAAGUGGAGAAUCUGUUUAGCAGACACAUUUGGCUGUUCAUAUGCCGGAAAUGGCUUUCCACUGACACCACUUUGGACAGAACAUUUCAUGCUGUCAGCUCAGAUCAGCCUCUGAGAAGAACAGACUUUUUCUUUAUAGACGUGAGUAAAAAGCUAGGGAAAAGCCACCUGUGGUUCUCUAUUUUUGCUACCGUUGUUCCAAAACCAUUCAAUAGACUCCAAAGAUUGUCUUGUUGUUUAGCGAUGUUGCUAAGCUCUCUUCUUUGUAACAUUAUGUUCUUUAAUCUAAAUGGAGAAGAACAAACUGAGUCAACAGAGUGGCGCUACGUCAGAUCAAUGAUGAUAGGAAUUGAAAGCGUCUUACUCACAAUCCCCAUGCAAUUAUUAAUAACUUUUCUGUUCACCUAUUCCCAGAAGAAACCUCUAGUGAGUCUAGACAAGGUGUCUCCUCGGAAGCAACCCGUGACGUCAGAAGACAGUGGACAUUGGGAAGACCGUUUGGGAAAGUGGCAUGCUGACGAAACUGCUGCAACAGAGACCAGGGAGGCGACAGAGACCAGGGAGGGGACAGAGACCAGGGGGGCGACAGAGACCAGGGAGGGGACAGAGACCAGGGGGGCGACAGAGACCAAGGAGGAGACAGAGACCAGGGAGGCGACAGAGACCAGGGGGGCCGCAAAGCCUGUCUCCAAGAGAAAAUCUCGGCUUCCCAGGCGUUCCGUUAGAUCAACCUUUAAAUCAAAGCACCAGCAUGAGAAAGCAAAAACCAAGUCCCGAGAGAGCGAAAGACAAAAUGCAAAUUCCAAUAACAACAACAACAAUGCCAGUCAAGAUGUUAAUUCUGAAGAGCACUCUUCCCAAGAGAAUCUUCCCCGCGCUAUAAAAAAGCCCCAGAUUGUCCCGCCUUGGUGGUGUAUUUAUAUAGCAUGGUUCUUGGUAUUUGCCACUUCCAGCAUAUCCUCCUUCUUUAUUGUAUUUUAUGGGCUGACUUAUGGCUAUGACAAGUCAAUGGAAUGGCUCUUCACAUCCUUGUGUUCCUUCCUUGAGUCAGUCCUUCUGGUGCAGCCAGCUAAAAUUAUACUCAUGUCCGGUAUCAGGACAAAUAAUCCCAAGUACUGUAAAAACCUCUCGUGGUCAAGCCCGUAUCGUUACACAGAGAUCACGCUGCCAGGAGUGAAUAUGCAUCCUGAUGAAAUGCAGAGGAUACACGACCAGGUCAGACAACUCCAAAGCUCCAGGAUGUACCAGCCCCUCACAGAAGAUGAAAUUAGAAUAUUCAAAAGAAAGAAGAAGAUCAAGCGAAGAGCCCUCCUGUUCCUGAGUUACAUUGUGACUCACCUGAUCUUUCUGGCCCUGCUGGUGGUGGUCAUUGUCCUGCUGCGCCACACCGACAGCUUCUACUACAACCAGUUUCUUCAUGAUCAGUUCUCUGUGGGUCUUGCUGCCGUGACCAAGCUGGAAGACAUCUACAGGUGGCUGAAGAACGUGCUGCUGCCUCUGUUACACAAUGACCUAAACCCGACAUUCCUUCUUGACAGCUCAUCCAAGAUCCUUGGCCUUCCACUGAUGAGGCAAGUGAGAGCACAGUCUAGUGAAAAAGGGUGUCUACCUGCUGAAAACUUUGUGCAGAACAGCAUCAAAAGGGAAAUUCGUUGCCAUCCCGAAUAUGGUGUUGACCCAGAAGACACAAAAGACUAUUCUAGCUCUUGGAAUGAAAUUAACAAAAGGGAUACAGACAAGAAUAUCAACGGGUUUGCUUAUAAGCCUCAAGGAGAGCAAUGGGUGUAUUAUUCCUAUGGGUUGUUACAUACCUAUGGGUCUGGAGGAUAUGCAUUCUACUUUUUUCCAGAAGAGCAGCAAUUUAAUUCCACAUUGAGGCUCAAAGAACUUCAAGAAAGCAACUGGCUUGAUGAGAAGACAUGGGCUGUGAUUUUGGAAUUAACGACUUUUAAUCCAGACGUAAAUCUGUUUUGUAGCAUUUCCGUCAUAUUUGAGGUCUCUCAGUUAGGAGUUGUCAACACAAGCAUAUCCCUACACUCUUUUUCACUUGCUGCAUUUGACAGAAAAACUUCAGCAGAGGUCUACUUGUAUGUGGCCAUUCUCAUUUUCUUCUUAGCCUACAUUGUGGACGAGGGCUAUAUCAUUACGCAAGAAGGAGCCUCCUACGUGAGAAGUGUGUAUAAUUUGCUCAACUUUGCUCUAAAAUGCAUAUUUACUGUGUUUAUUGUGCUCUUUCUCAGGAAGCAUGUCUUGGCCACUGAUGUGAUUCAGCUUUACAAGUCGCAUCCUGAAAACUUCAUUCCCUUUCAUGUAGUUUCUCAAGUAGAUCACACCAUGAGGAUAAUUUUGGGUUUCCUAUUAUUUCUGACAAUUUUGAAGACCCUCAGGUAUUCCAGAUUCUUCUAUGAUGUGCGCUUGGCUCAGAGGGCCAUCCAGGCAGCCCUCCCUGGCAUCUGCCACAUGGCGUUUGUGGUGUCUGUAUACUUCUUUGUAUACAUGGCUUUCGGUUACCUGGUAUUUGGUCAACACGAAUGGAACUACAGUAACAUGAUUCAUGCCACCCAGACAGUGUUUUCCUACUGUGUCUCAGCUUUUCAGAACACUGAGUUCUCUGAAAACAGGAUUCUGGGGGUCCUGUUCCUCUCGUCUUUCCUGCUGGUGAUGAUCUGCAUCUUGAUCAACUUGUUCCAGGCAGUGAUUCUGUCUGCCUAUGAGGACAUGAAACAGCCCGUCUAUGAAGAGCCAUCAGAUGAAGUGGAAGCGAUGACCUAUCUGUGUCACAGACUUAGAACUAUGUUUAGCUUUAAGACCUCACAGGACAGGGCCAAAGAGGAGCCCAAGUUCUUUGUCAAUAUGCUGUAUGGGCAGCCAGAGAAGAAAAACCGCCGGUUUCUGGGACUAAAGACCAGAAACAUCAAUGGGAAGAAAAUGGUUUACCUCGUUGUUUGAUGAGUGAUGCUUUCAAGAGCCAUAAGCAAGUGUCUCCCCAAGUGCUGAGUUUGUGGGGUUAAGGGGGUUAAGGGGUGUUAGUGGUUCAGAUGUGCCUUCCACCCAUAUUCUUCACAGUACACACUCCAUUUGGAAAUAUCCCCACUCUUGGGAACGUGGAAGUCGGAGUGUAGGGUAGCAUCUGGGGGGAGGGUAGCAUCUGGAUCACAGUGCAGGGCUGCAGAACCCAUUUCCCUUUAGAGGGCAGUUACAGCUCCUGGUACAGAGGCAACCCCUGCAGCAGUCUGGAGGAUUGGAGAACCAGGUUUGAGGGAGGGAACUGAAGGGGCCCCAGCCUGGACUGGUAAGUGGAGUAGCUGCGGGGUUUCUCUGUCUCUGACCCCAGCUGGAAGUCAGUGGCCUGCUGCUCCAGCCCAGGGCUGCAGGUUCCUCUGCCUGAAGAGGCGUCUUCUGUGCAGACCAGGGCUGCAGACCCUCUCCUCCAGUCCUGCUGGGCCAGGGCCCCGUGGGGAGUUCCAGGACUUGCGUGUGAGCUUGGGAAUGCAGGGGCCAGAAGCCAGGAGAUUCCCAUUAUGCCUGCUGCAAGUUAAAGUAAAAUGUAAUAACAUUUUCUAACCAAGAGACAUGGCUUUUGUUAAACAUCAAAAAGGUGCAUAUGGGUUAACAUUAUAAUACAGUGAGUGUUCUGCAUACCAACUAUAGCAAUAUAUAUACAUCCAGGAUUGGGGCAUUAGGUUAUUUGUAGGUAUUUAGGAAUAAGAAAAAUGUAGUCUAUUACUCAAGAGAAACAAGGCCAACAGCUAUAAUAUUUCAUUCAGAAACAUGUUCGUUUAUGUAGAUGUCACUUUAAAUUUUGCCAGAAUUAAAUUUCAGAUUUCUUCUGUGAGACUUGAAGUGAUUUCUGAGUGAGGGGUGUAUACACACACGCACAGGGUUCACACUGUCCUCAAAGUGGACAGCCAGAAACAGGGACCGCCCACUCAGGAGGGUGGCUGCUCUGUACCCACCUAGAUGUCUCUGUCACCCUGAGUGGCACUGAAAUGGCCGUAGGACACCACGCCCCGCAGGGCCAUCAUUCCCUCCAGAGGGGACAUCUGAGAAACCCACAAGCCAUAGUCUGCUCUGCCAGGUGAGAGCAUGAGGGGGUCUAGGCUAGACCCAGGCCACUCAUACAGGUAUCGAAGGUCAGAAGGUCAGACUUGGAUUCUCUAAUUUUCCUGCUGGAGGUCGUAGGAGUAGCCCACAGGUUCUGAUUGGAGGACAUGCCCUUAGCACGUCUCUGAUCCACCUGACUUCUGGAUAGAAUGGGAAAAAGAGUCAGAAGGAGGAUCAAAUGAUUAAUUUUUGCUGACAGAAGCCGGAUGCAACCUGCUCCAAUGCCCUGGCAAUUGGGCUGCAGAAAGAGGGAGCUCAAGCCCCAGUUGCUGGUCACGCUGGGCAGCUUUGAGGCAGCGGAGACUGCUGGCAGGUUUGGAGUCGGCCUGAGAGGCAGCAGUCACUGGCAGCCCAGGAAUGAGCACUUGAGGUGGUCUGAGUGAGGACCAUAGACAGCAGUGGGUUCUGCUGAAUGAGACAAGAUUACCUCAACUUGGUGAAAAUGAGAGAUCUUGCAGUCGUAGGAUUUCAAUGACAAGAUUUUUUUUUUUU